Lactuca saligna is the source of this 1506-nucleotide messenger RNA. The record is from the annotation of a GenBank genome assembly. NCBI's taxonomy places the organism in Eukaryota, Viridiplantae, Streptophyta, Magnoliopsida, Asterales, Asteraceae.
AUGCUCUUCCUAGUUCUUCUAGCAUCGCUCUCGUUAUCUACUUGCCAUGCUCAUAAAGAAGCCACGAUUCGCGAACUCAGAAUCGCAUUUAACCAAAACCGACUCAACUCAAGGCAACUCGUCGAGUUCUAUCUUGGUGAGAUCAAGAAACUCAACCCGAUUCUUAAAGGGGUCCUUGAAGUGAACCCCGAUGCCCUAUAUGAAGCAGAUAGAGCCGACCGAGAGAGGGCAACUAACGUGCCUCGGUCCCUGGUCGGCUUGCAUGGCAUUCCUGUCCUUCUCAAGGACAGUAUUGCCACAAAAGAUAAACUUAACACAACAAGUGGUUCGUUUGCACUGCUCAGGUCCAUCGUGCCCCGAGAUGCAGGGAUUGUUUCAAAGUUGCGGAAAUCUGGAGCGAUUAUAUUGGGGAAGGCUACCUUGAGCGAGUGGUCUAAUUUUAGAUCUCUAAGUGCACCUAGUGGUUGGAGCCCGAGAGGUGGACAAGGAAAGAAUCCUUACGUUCUAUCUGCAACUCCAUGUGGCUCGAGUAGCGGACCAGCAAUAUCAGUAUCGGCUAAUAUGGCGGCAGUGUCAAUAGGAACCGAGACAGACGGGUCUAUCUUAUGUCCCGCUAGCUUCAAUUCAGUGGUUGGUAUCAAACCUACUGUCGGUCUCACUAGCCGAGCCGGGGUCAUCCCGGUUUCUCCGUCACUAGACACCAUCGGGCCGAUAUGUAGGACCGUGUCGGAUGCGGUUUAUGUUCUUGAGACCAUCGUGGGAUUCGACUACAAUGAUCGCGACGCUACUAAAAAAGCGUCGCAAUAUAUCCCGUAUGGUGGAUACACUCAGUUCCUAAAGGCUGAUGGGCUCAAGGGGAAGCGAAUCGGUGUUGUUAGAAACCCGUUUUUCGUGUUCUCUAAUGGAUCAAACUUACAUCAAGUAUUUGAAAAUCAUUUGCAAACACUAAGGCACGAAGGAGCGAUCUUGAUUGAUAAUUUGGAGAUUACUGGCAUCGACACCAUAUCUAACGCCACCGCUAGUGGUGAAGCAGCAGUUGCAAUAGCCGAAUUUAAGAUCGCAAUAAACGCUUACUUGAAAUCACUUGUAGCGUCUUCUGUUCGCUCGUUAACGGAUAUAAUCGCAUUCAAUAACAAAUUUUCCGAUUUGGAAAAGAUUAAGAAUUUUGGGCAAGAUAUAUUUUUGGCAGCCGAAGGGACAAAUGGGAUCGGAGAUUUGGAGAAGGCAGCAAUUGCAAACAUGGCGAGGCUUACGAGAGAGGGGUACGAGAAGAUGAUGGUGGAGAACCGCCUAGACGCGGUGGUGAGUCCACGUGCUGAUAUUUCUCCGGUGUUGGCUAUAGGUGGUUUUCCGGCGAUCAGUGUUCCGGCUGCGUAUGACAACAAGGGUGUUCCUGUAGGUAUUUGUUUCAGUGGAUUGAAAGGGUCUGAACCUACAUUGAUUGAAAUCAGUUAUGGAUUCGAACAAGCAACAAAUGUCAGAAAAAUUCCGACGUUUUUGCCUUGA